Molecule: messenger RNA, 2017 nt
Organism: Capsaspora owczarzaki ATCC 30864
Lineage: Eukaryota; Filasterea; Ministeriida; Capsasporidae
Exons: 2
Coding region: 55-1851 (598 amino acids)
Source: RefSeq, a predicted model, not a curated record
UUUUUUUUUUUUUGUCUUUUGUGCUCUGUUCCAUUCCACUUUGACUAAAGCACCAUGAACGACGAAGAGACGAGCGGCGCGCUUGGACACUCCCGCGUCAAGAUCAACCGCGAUCACUACGACGCAUCGCCGUCGUCGAUGGCUGUGCUCAAGCGCCAUUGGCGGAUUGCACUCGUUGCGGCCGCAUGGUCCAUCAUCAUUUUUGGCAUUGCUGUUGCCGCUCUCGACAAGGCCCAUACACAGGACGAGCAAAACAUUGCGGUGACUGUGUCCCUCCAGCCCAACGCGGAUUUGCUCUCGUUCCGUGCGGGUUCGCCCGUGACUGUGGCUGCCGACGGCACAAUGAGGCGCGGCGCCGGCACGUCGCUUUAUCGCAAUGCAGGCACCUUCGACUCGACCGAUGAAGUCACUCAUGUGGUCACGGCCAACUUGGACACUACGACGAUUGUUGUGGCCUACUGCGGAGCCAGCGGCUGCGUUGCCCAAGUCGGCCUCGUGCCCGCCGCGACUGUGACUCGUGUUGAAACCGAGACGUCUGUGAUCUGGAGCCCUGCAGUCUCUCUGGCUGGAAUGGCCGCCGUGGAUGAUGUUAUCGUGCUGAGCGCGACGACCUUCACCGUCGCCGGCCGCGGUGUCGUCUACGUUGCCACGGUCACUGCCAACCAUCGCGAUAUUUACGCCAAUGUGGCCGACACCAUCUCCCAGCUCAGCGCGUCCGUGAAUGUCUGCCCAAGCCCUUGCCAGACGAUCGACAAUCAGAUCGCUGGUCUGAGCGCAACUCGCUUGAUCAUUUCGUACUAUGACAGCUUGAACGGCAACAACCUGUUCAUCCGCACCAUCGAUGUUGCCAUCACGCCGUCGGCUGUUACUCUGACGAUGAACACGCCGCUGCAGUACCAAAGCGGCCGCACCGCCUCCAGCAUUGACGCGCUCGACAGCAACACGGUCAUUGUCUCGUACCUGACCGAGGACCAAAUGGUUUGGCCCCCAGUCGGCGGCCCGUUGGGUGCCACUCCGAUUAUCGUCGAUACGGUCACCGGUGCGUGCACGGCCGGCCUGAACACGACCCUGCCCGUCGUGGCCGCCUACUUUUUCUUUGAUUCGGCGGCCCUUGACAACUCGACGGUGGCCGUUGUGUUUGUGGAUCGCAGCGUGAAUGACGGCCUGCGCGGCUGCCUCAUGACCGUCGAAAUCGACUCGACCACCAGCUUGCCCUUUGUCAAGUUUGGCUCCCUGGUCACCAUCAACGACGGUGGCUUCCAGGACUCGAGCGUGUGGACGUUCAUCACCGUUUCGACCCUGGCUGUCGAUCGCUUCAUGGUUGUGUACAGCGAUCUUUCCAACCAAGGCCGUGUCACAAUGUCCAUUUGCACCAAGAACGACGGCGCUCAAAUCAUUGCCGACUCGCCCGAGUUUGUCCUCUCCCCGCCAAACCCCAAGUUUGACAGCGACGUGUACUGGGUUACUGCCACCGAUCUGUCGAGCAACCGCUUUGUGAUUAUCGACUCCAUCUCCGACGGCAGGCACGAUCUUCCGCUCGGUGGACACGUCACCCUCGGCGAAACUCUCAGCACCCCCAUCGGACUGACGGCAGGCAGCUUUGCCAGCGGCACCACGGGCGUCUCCAGCUUGGAUGUGAUUGUUUCUGGCACUGUUAAGGUGCCGAUGACCCUGAAUCCUGGCCGCUGGUACUAUGCCACGACGCUCGGCACGCUCGUGGAAGGCACCCAUACUUCCACCGACAUCAACCGCAACCCAACCGAAUACGUUGUCAACGGCGAUACCAUUGUCACGCUCGACGCUCGCGUUGGCCUGGCUGUUGAUUCGUCUCACAUUCUUAUCCACAUUUGAUUUUUUUUUUCUUUCGUUUAUGCAUGGUUUUUGUGUGUUUUGUGCACUUGUUUGGUUUGGGAAGCUUGUUUUUGCGCCAACGUUUUGUGUGGGUCGCUCAUGGACUAACGUAUCCACGUUCUGUGAUUUCAACAUUCCCAAUAUAUGUCAGUGUCGCCAUCUUCCA